CGGGCCGGGCCGCCGCGGGUUGUAGGUGGUGGGGCUGCGACCCUUCCCGCCCGCCGCCCCCUUCCCCGCCCCUCGCCCGGCACCGCUGACAGGAGAGAUUUACAGAUAGCAUUCGAGCAUCAUGGAGCCUCUAGGUUCUACUCUGACGGCGACUUAUGCCCACCCCAGGCCAACACCAGCCAGCUUUCUCCCAGCCGUCAGCACCAGGGCAUCGAGCUACAGGGACCGCUUCCCCCACUACAAUCUGACCCACAGCCCGAGCCUUCCUUGGAGGCCGAGCACGUACUACAGAGCAGCCGCCAACUCGCCGGCCUUGGAGCCGUACUGCGCCAGGUCCCAGAGGGCGUCCCAGAGCGCCAUGCUUCCGUUUGUCUCCAACAGAACCACUCUGCUCACCAGGUACACGCCAGAUGACUGGUACAGGUCCAACGUAACCAACUGCCUGGAGUCCAGCACUUCCCGCCACAAUUCAGAGAGGCUGCGGGUGGACACGUCUCGCCUGAUUCAAGACAAGUAUCAACAGACAAGAAAGACCCAGGCCGACUCCACCCAGAAUCUGGGCGAACGAGUCAAUGACAUAGGGUUUUGGAAAUCUGAAAUCACGCAUGAGCUGGAUGCAAUGAUUGGAGAGACAAAUGAACUAACAGAUGUUAAGAAAAAACUGGAGAGGGCUCUGAUGGAGACAGAAGCCCCUCUUCAGGUGGCCCGGGAAUGCCUGUUCCACCGAGAGAAGAGAAUGGGAAUCGAUCUAGUGCACGAUGAGGAAGUUGAUAUUAUUCUGUGUUGUCAAGAAAGAAUGAAGAUGCAUUUGGACAAAGCCAUUGCCCAGCUGGCAGCCAACAGAGCUUCCCAGCACGAGCUGGAGAAGGACCUGAGUGACAAACAGGCGGCUUACCGCAUCGACGACAAGUGCCACCACCUGCGCAACACGUCGGACGGCGUCAGCUACUUCCGCGGAGUGGAGCGCGUGGAUGCGACGGUCUCGGUGCCCGAGUCCUGGGCCAAAUUUACCGACGACAACAUUCUUCGCUCCCAGAGCGAGCGAGCUGCCUCGGCCAAACUACGGGACGACAUCCAGAACCUCCUGGUGGUGACGGCCAACGAGAUGUGGAAUCAGUUCAACAAAGUGAACUUGGCCUUCACCAGCCGCAUAGCUGAGACUGCAGACGCUAAAAAUAAGAUCCAGAUUCAUCUGGCGAAGACCCUGCAGGAGAUUUUCCAGACUGAAAUGACCAUCGAGUCCGUCAGGAAGGCCAUCAGGGACAAGUCUGCCUUCCUGAAGGUGGCUCAGACCAGACUGGACGAGCGUACCAGGAGACCCAACAUAGAGCUGUGCAGGGACAUGGCGCAGCUACGCCUGGUCAACGAGGUGCACGAGGUGGACGACACCAUCCAGACCCUGCAGCAGCGCCUGAGGGACGCGGAGGACACUCUGCAGUCGCUGGUCCACACCAAGGCCACCCUGGAGCACGACCUGGCGGUCAAAGCCAACACCCUGUACAUCGACCAGGAGAAGUGCAUGAGCAUGCGCAAGAGCUUCCCCAGCACCCUGCGGCUGGUGGGCUUCUGCUAGGACCCCCCCCCCACCGGCCAACCGGCUCCCCGCGGGAGCAGGAAAGGUGGAACCCGGGCGCGUGCGCACACGGCAUGAGCCCUGAUGCACCCACUUAUUAAAGGAUCGUAUUGAUAGACAUGUACCGGGCUCCCAUCUUGGAAAACCUUUCGUUUGUGUCCAGACCUUAAUUCUCUACGAUUUACUGGGCUUCUGGGCCAGAGAAAUAUGACCAACGUAAUAGACCAGGUGAACAAGAUUAUUCGCAGAGCUCUUGGUGUUCUCUGUGUAACAGGAAUGGGCCGGAAAGGAGAAAUGUGUUUUCUCGGAGGCCGUGGGGUCAGGAAUCCCCCCAGGGCGGAUUUUGAGCUGCGCCUCCAGGGAAAGGCGGACAGAAGUGGACAGGUCUGUGGGGAGGUGGUGGUCGGGGUAGUCUGAGCAAGGGCGGAGAUGGAAAAAGUUAGCUGCACGGGGACAGUGGUAAGGAGACCAGUUUGUGAGUCAUAACGCAGGUGGGUGCGCAUGAGGAAAUAGGGUGGGCGACUGGAAAGGGGGAGGGGCUUCAACCCCAGGUUCAGGAGUGGGGGAGUGACGCACAGCUCUGCGCGGGGACACAGCCUUGUCAAGCAACGACUGAGCGAGGAAAGGGAGCCGGAGAGAUGGCUGCGGAAGGAGAAAUGCAGAACGUGUUACAGGAAAUGGGCGGGACCGGCUACCUCUUUACGUGCGAGUGAUGCCGAGUCCAGGGUGAAUGGAGGCAUGGGUGCUAGGUCGGCUGGGAAUCGGCGCUUUGCUUACGCUCUAGGAGGCUCCGUGUUAUCUCAGGGUUAUUGAUUUAUUCCUAAAUAACUUUUUCUUUGUUACUAACAUUUACUGAUACGUAUUUUGGAAAAUAGAGAAAACACACACACGCAGAACCCCUCAAAAGUAUGGUCACAACACCCAGAAAUAAUCACGACGUUUGCCAGCAGCUUAUGGUAUGUGCGUUCAGUCUUUUUGUGUGACCUUUAUAUGUGCAUAUAACAUUUAUUUACAUAGGUAAUGUGCACUUUUUGUAUUUCUUUGCAAGUAGGUGUAGCAUGUAAGGCUUCUAUUUAAAUUCAUAAUUAAUAACAAUAUUUGGGGCCACACCGCUGAUUUGUAAUCUCCUUCUCCCUAUUCAAAUAUUAUAAAUGGGCUUCCAUGUCAUUAGCUCUUCACGCACAACAUCACCUUUUAAAGCUUUGCCUUUAGUGUCUUUCAAAACGAUAAAUACCAUUUGCGGAAGUUCCAGAAAUACAAGCAGUAACAUAUUCACGUUUCUCUGUCUGACUUCUUUUACUGGAAUCUAAAAAAGAAAAUGAAUGAACGUAACAAAACAGAAACAGAUUCACA
This is a messenger RNA of Vicugna pacos (alpaca), 2926 nucleotides long. Lineage: Eukaryota; Metazoa; Chordata; Mammalia; Artiodactyla; Camelidae. The record is from RefSeq and is a predicted model, not a curated record.